This is a messenger RNA of Mollisia scopiformis, 1610 nucleotides long. Its product is annotated as putative ATP synthase subunit beta, mitochondrial. The transcript has 11 exons. Gene Ontology annotation, molecular function: proton-transporting ATP synthase activity, rotational mechanism; ATP binding; ATP hydrolysis activity. The record is from RefSeq and is a predicted model, not a curated record. The coding region runs from base 51 to 1586 and encodes 511 amino acids. Gene Ontology annotation, biological process: proton transmembrane transport; proton motive force-driven mitochondrial ATP synthesis. Lineage: Eukaryota; Fungi; Ascomycota; Leotiomycetes; Helotiales; Mollisiaceae.
CUCCAUUUCUCCACUCACAUCAUUUCCAUCGCUCUUCCUCAUCUCUCAAGAUGUUCAGGAGCGCCCUUCAGAACUCUGCCCUUCGGGCCUCAACGAGAGCCGCCUUCAGACCAGCAGUCUCGACUGGAUUAAGAGCUGGUGCGGCCCGUUUUGCAAGUGACAGUGCUUUACAUGGCAAGAUUCAUCAAGUCAUCGGUGCCGUCGUGGAUGUAAAAUUUGAUACCGACAAGCUUCCUCCGAUUCUUAAUGCUCUCGAGACCGACAAUGGUGGCCAAAAGCUCAUCCUCGAGGUCGCGCAACAUUUGGGAGAGAAUGUCGUCCGAACAAUUGCUAUGGAUGGUACUGAAGGUCUCGUCCGUGGCCACCGUGCAACCGAUACUGGAAACCCAAUCAUGGUUCCAGUCGGCCCAGGAACUCUCGGUCGUAUCAUGAACGUUACUGGUGACCCAAUCGAUGAGCGUGGACCCAUCAAGUUCACCAAGAAGCUCCCUAUCCACGCCGAUGCUCCUCCUUUCACCGAACAAUCCACAGCUGCUGAGGUGUUGGUCACCGGUAUCAAGGUCGUCGACUUGCUUGCCCCAUACGCUCGUGGAGGAAAGAUUGGUCUUUUUGGAGGAGCUGGUGUCGGAAAGACUGUGUUCAUUCAAGAGUUGAUCAACAACAUUGCCAAGGCUCACGGUGGUUACUCCGUGUUCACUGGUGUCGGAGAGCGUACUCGUGAGGGUAACGAUCUGUACCAUGAAAUGCAGGAGACUCAAGUUAUUCAACUUGAUGGAGAGUCCAAGGUCGCUCUGGUCUUCGGUCAAAUGAACGAGCCACCCGGAGCCCGUGCCCGUGUUGCUCUUACAGGGCUAACAGUAGCUGAGUAUUUCCGCGAUGAGGAAGGUCAAGAUGUGUUGCUCUUCAUUGACAACAUUUUCCGUUUCACUCAAGCCGGUUCCGAAGUGUCUGCUCUUCUUGGUCGUAUCCCAUCUGCCGUCGGUUAUCAACCAACUCUCGCCGUCGAUAUGGGUCUUAUGCAAGAACGUAUUACCACUACUACUAAGGGAUCCAUUACCUCCGUCCAGGCCGUCUAUGUCCCCGCUGAUGAUUUGACUGAUCCUGCCCCUGCCACCACCUUCGCCCAUUUGGACGCCACCACUGUGCUUUCCCGUGGUAUCUCUGAGUUGGGUAUCUACCCUGCUGUCGAUCCUCUUGAUUCCAAGUCUCGUAUGUUGGAUCCCCGUGUUAUCGGACAAGAUCACUACGAUACUGCCACCAAGGUCCAACAAAUGCUUCAAGAGUACAAGUCUCUGCAAGAUAUCAUUGCCAUUCUUGGUAUGGAUGAAUUGUCAGAAGCUGAUAAGUUGACUGUCGAGCGUGCCCGAAAGCUUCAACGUUUCUUGUCACAACCAUUCGCUGUCGCUCAAGUUUUCACUGGUAUUGAGGGUGUCUUGGUCGAUCUUAAGGAUACCAUUCGAUCGUUCAAGGCUAUCAUGAACGGUGAGGGUGAUGACCUGCCUGAAGGAGCAUUUUAUAUGGUGGGCGAUAUUGAUGCUGCUCGCGCGAAGGGUGAGAAGAUUUUGGCGGAUCUUGAGAAGGAAUAGACGUCAGACCAUAGAUGUGAGAGG